Molecule: messenger RNA, 908 nt
Organism: Magallana angulata
Lineage: Eukaryota; Metazoa; Mollusca; Bivalvia; Ostreida; Ostreidae
Product: multiple epidermal growth factor-like domains protein 10
Exons: 6
Coding region: 1-570 (189 amino acids)
Source: RefSeq, a predicted model, not a curated record
AUGGUUACAGCAUUUUUACAUUCUCAAAUAAUGUUAACGGAACGUAGCAUCGCGUUUGGAGUUAAAAUAAACUUCAGGGUCGUAACAAAAAAUGCAUUUAUAUUACUCCUAUUUUUCAUUAUGAUGUCGAUUAUUCGCAGAAAUGAAGGAAUAAACUGUAAUAAAGACGGAAAUUGUUGCACUGGUUAUAUUUGGAAUGCCGAGACCAAAGAGUGUGACGUUUGUCCUCCAGGAGAACUUGGUACGAAUUGUAGCUCUCGUUGCCCGUAUCCCCUGUACGGACUCUUGUGUCUAGAGUACUGCAAAUGUAGCAGAGAUUUGUGUGAUUACGUUUAUGGGUGUAGUGGAUCGACAACAGCCAAUCCGAAAUGCAGUCCGGGUUUUCUUGGUAAGAACUGUAGGGGCAAAUGCGCCUAUCCUUAUUACGGUGAGGAAUGUCAAGGUCAAUGUGACUGUGACAUAGACAGCUGUGAUGUCUCUACAGGGUGCAGGAACAUUUCAAGAGAAGCCAGUACAUUGGAUCUAUCAGGAAAUUUGGAAGAACAAGUACAUCACUUCAAUGAUUCUUGAUGUUGACAAUUUGUUCAUUUUUUAAAAAUUUUUGUUCAAUCAACUCAAUGCUGAAAAAGUUAAUACAUGUAUAUAGUUUGUCAGAGCAAAUGCUUGCAAAAUAUUAGUUAUAAAACAUUCUUUGUAUAAUUAUAUUGUUAUUGUAUUAUAAGUUGACAGGAUACAAAGACCAUAUGCAAACGGUCAUGACUUAAUAAAUCAAUGGAUAAUAAAAAUUGUUGUUAAGAAGCCUCUAAACUUGAAAAUAAAGGCAAUUUUCGUUUUGAAAAAAAAUACUCACUAUGCGUCAUAUUUAAACGAGGUAUAAGAUGUUUAUGUCAAGAUUCUCAUUAAUUCUU